AUGGAUCUCGUCUCCUCAGGUCGAGCAUCCGAGAGGGGGAAGUCUUCUUCCUCCACGCCUGAGAAGGCCUUCUCACCCAGUGCGGCGGCGGCGGCGGCGGCUGCGGCGGCGUCGUCGACGACGAAAUCGUCGAUUUCCGAAGAAAUCGUGACGCCGGAGAAGCCGGCGGAGUUGCCAAGGCGGAUCAGGAACCGUGGCGUUGCCUUUUCCGUGAAGGAGGUGAGGAAGGUCGCCGCGAGCCUCCAGCAGCCCCACGGGGUCUCACCCAAUCGGACAGAGAAAUCCAGGACUCUUCGGUCCGCGGAGAAGGACGCUGCGUUUGGUUCGAUCGCUGAAAGUGUUCAGAAGCGGCUCCCGUCGAAACCCGUCCCCAGACUCACAGAAACGUAAGAACACUCUCUUUGGCGUUCUCAUUGAAUUAAAAACCUCAGCCGAACCGCCGAUUUCAGGACUUCUACAAGUCUCGCUUCGAUCUGAAGAAGGAAGCUUUUGGUCUGUCUCGUUAUCCUUGUAAUUUAUUUAUCUGAAAGAUUUAUCGGUUUCUUUCUCUAGGAUUUUACUCGCUAUCUUUCUCUCGUUAUGUAUAUAUGUAUACAAAUUUUUGCAAACGAAAUUCUUCUUCGCACGUUUUAUUCAUUUAUCUAUUUGUGAAGUAGUCAGCCGUGCUUCUUCCCCCAGAUUAAUACUGGUCCUUGGUCCUGAAAUCUAAUCUCGUUGUGAUCAGGUGUGAGAUUCUGCUGGAAUUCUUCAACUCACUGACAUCGUCGAUCAGAUUGCUCCGCCUGAAAGGCUACCUGUCUUCUUUUUCGAAGAUCAGUCCGCAAGUGGAGUCUCUGACCAACAGGUAGAAAUCACCGAGUUGCUACAUUCUUGGGAAAUUCUUCUCGUGAAACUUAAUAAAUAGUCUUCGCUGGAAUGUUUCAGGAGGUUUUCUCAUGGACAUCUGGCCCAACUCAAGUACAUUCUACCAGAAGCGAUCUGCAUCAAGAAGAUCCUCACGCACGAUGAGCCUACGAGCUGCAUCAAGCCGGACCUCCAAGUCGUCCUGCAAAUCGAUGCCUUUGAAGACGGCAAUGAACAGAAGAAGCGUAGUGGGUAUCACAAGCUGAGCCAGGUGUUUAGAUCCAGGCUUGUCGAGUUCUCCAAGGAACACCCAGAUGUACGACUACUCUUCUUCAUCUUAAAUCUCGAAUCCCCUGAUGCUCUGUUGUCUUCUGUUCCGAGGCCCAUCUUUCGACAAGUUUUCUCAUCUUUGGUAAAUUCAUCAGGGGGAGGAUGUUCCUGAAGCUGAACUACCGGAACCAUUCAAUCACACGAGAGGAAUCAUUCUCUCGCCGUCGCCUACGGACUCGAUUCCAGUAAAGACCUCCCGCGGUGAUCUACCGUUUGUCAGUUCUUCCCAAGAGCAACCGGCAACGCAAGUGCCUUCCCACAUACCCGGGUCCUUCAGGAGGCACUUCUCUCGGAAGGAUUGUCUUUCCGGUCAAGAGAACAAUCUGCUGACGCGUUUUGCCGACGGGCCUUCUCCGGCAACACCUCCGACUACAAGAAGCCAAUCUGCUCUCCCUAAUUCUUCUCCAAGGCCACCGAUCAGCAGGAGUUCGUCUUCACCCAUCUCCACUGAUACUCAGUUACCCCCAGAAAGCUCUGGCAAAGUUCAGACCUCCGCAGAAGAGCCAGCGAGAACUGGCGACUGCCCCGCUAAAUGUGUGGAUGAUUUAGAAGGAACGCCUGUUAAGCUCAUGUCUACUCCGAAGAUGUUGAUGACUGCCACUCCGCAGCUGCAAACUCCCAGGAGAGACCAGCCAGGCGAUGGUGAACGUUCCAAUGCCCUCAAGUCCCAUAGGCGCCCCACUCGGACCAAGCUAUUUCAUACUCCAGUGAAGCGAGCCAUACCCCAGGAGGAAGAAACAGAGGUUGCAGACGAAAGCGUCCUUCACUUCCUUCCAAAGGCCCUCUUACAGUCGGUAAUAACUCUCUCUCUCUCUCUCUCUCUCUCUACACACGCGCACACAUCCUCUGUGCCCAAAUUGCCACAUGUAUCAGAAUAAAGGUAGAGAUGGGUUCCCUGUACUGUUUGGGAUGAAGCAUGGAAGGAUUUACUUGUUGGGAACUCUGACAGGUUAGAGAAAAGGAGAAGAGAACUCGGGAGGAGCAGGAAGCGGGCAUGGCAGCUUCAAAGAGGAGACGGAACAUGCUCUCUUGCCUGCCCAGGCUCUUCAACACCGUCCUGCUACUGUUCCAGUCGGCCAAGUGCUCAGUCAUCACUAGGCAAGAACUCAUUCACAAGAUAAUUUCAAGCCAAUGCGAGAUCGUCGACCGAAGUAAGAGACUCUUAACAGCCAUCUGUUUCUGAAAAGUGUGCAGUGGAUUGUAGUGGGCUUGACGGCAUUGCCUGCUUCCAAAUUUGCAGGAGAGGUUGAAGAACAGCUCGGUCUCUUACAAGAACUGGUCCCUGAUUGGAUCUCCGGAAAGACGGCCUCCAGUGGCGACUUCCUCUUCUGGUAUGCUUCUCCACCCGAAUUUGUGGUAUCCGACGGACUGAUUUUCCAAAAAAGGGAAGAUUUUCUCGUUAGAAUCUCCACCAAAUGCCUCCUAAAAAGUUACCCGUGUUUUCAAUCAUCAACCCCGCUGUUGCAGUAGUUUCAAACCGAUCAUGCUUGUCUGAUCUUCCCAAGCGGCGCGUUCUUGUGCAGUGUCAACAAGACAUCAGACACCGAGGCCUUGCGGCGGAGACUGGCUGAAGCCGAGUGA
Molecule: messenger RNA, 2754 nt
Organism: Spirodela intermedia
Lineage: Eukaryota; Viridiplantae; Streptophyta; Magnoliopsida; Alismatales; Araceae
Source: the annotation of a GenBank genome assembly